Molecule: messenger RNA, 1552 nt
Organism: Paramuricea clavata
Lineage: Eukaryota; Metazoa; Cnidaria; Anthozoa; Malacalcyonacea; Plexauridae
Source: the annotation of a GenBank genome assembly
AUGGAGUUGUUGCCUUUGGAUAUGUCGAAGGUUGUUUGUGAUGAUGAUAAGUUGUCUGAAAAGCAAGAGGGUAUAAAAGUCACUGAUGACAGCUCUAUGAUUAAUGCAGAGCUGGGUAGUGGUAUUGUAACUACCAGUACUAGAGAAAAGAGAAAACACUCUGAAGAGAGUGAUUAUAUUAAAGAGGUGCCCAUCCCUCAAAAACGAGCGUGUAUGGGUAUUAAACAUGACCACACAUAUUCUGUCAGUUCUCAUUGUAGAUUGAAACAGAAGGCCGAUAAUCUGUUAGAUAAAGCAAAAAAUCUGAAGAGGAAAUUGAAAACAUCUCAUAUGAAAAGUAACAGGAUAAAAAGAAAGGUGAAUUCUUUGACCUCAGUUGUAAGUGAGCUAAAGAAAGAGAAACUGGUGAGUAAUGAUUGUGCCAGUAUCCUGGAGACAACUUUUUCAGAGGUUCCUAAGGAACUUAUGAAAAGGUUGGUGACACAGAAGAAAAAGAAAAAUCCAGGUGCGUAUCCAGAGGAAUUAUGAACAUUCGCUAUGACCCUGAAGUUUUACUCUGCAAAGGCAUAUAAAUAUGUUAGAAAGAGUUUUAAUUUAGGGUUACCACAUCCAUCAGUGAUCAGCAGCUGGUACACUGCUGUGGAUGGGGAACCUGGUUUUACCAAGGAAGCAUUGACAGCAUUGAAAGCAAAAGUCCUGGCUGGAAAACGAGAUGGUCAAGAAGUCCUUUGCGCGCUGAUGUUGGAUGAGAUGUCCAUACGCAAGCAUGUACAGUGGGAUGGCAAGAAAUACCGUGGGUUUGUCGACCUUGAUACUGGCAUUCACGACGACUCGCUGCCGGAAGCCACUGAAGCUCUGGUGUUCAUGGCAGUCUCCUUAAAUUCUAACUGGAAAGUACCAUGUGGGUAUUUUCUAGUGAAUGGUCUUACGGGAGAAGAGAAAGUCAACCUGACGAAAGAUUGCCUCACGAAGCUACACGAAGUCGGAGUGAAGGUGGUCUCGUUCACCUAUGACGGACCAACUACUCACCAAGCGAUGUUGAAGUUGCUUGGAGCUCGACUGUCUGCUGAUAACUUGCAGGUUUACUUUCCACAUCCAUGUGAUAAUAAUGAAAAAAUCUAUGUUUUUUUAGAUGCAUGUCACAUGAUCAAGUUGGUGCGAAACACCAUGUCAGACUGGAAAGUUAUGAAGGAUAGCGAUGGUAACACCAUUGACUGGAAGUUUAUUGAGGAACUGCAUAAACUGCAAGAAACGGAAUGUCUGCGCCUAGCGAAUAAAUUGCGAUCCGCGCAUGUAGACUGGAAACCUCAAAAAAUGAAGGUAAACUUGGCAGCGCAGACUCUAAGCUCGAGCGUUGCUGACGCUCUAGAGUAUACUGUGAAAGUAAGCUACAUGAAAUGCCACAGUUUAGAGGCUGUGGCCCGACGAUAAAGUUUAUUCGUAUCUUUGAUCGCCUUUUCGAUGUUCUCAAUUCUAGAAAUCCGAAGGCAAACAGUUUCAAGGCACCAAUCAGAAAGACGAACUAUCAGUUCGUGAAGAAGUUUCUAAAUGA